AUGGCGCGGGAUGGCGCGGAGUGCGCGCCAAUGCGUUCGGCGGCCCAGCGUGCUGCGGGACGGCAGUGGGCUAAGUGGUCCGCCGACAACGCCGUGCGGCGGCUGUCGGGCGAGUUGGGGAGGACUCGGGCCCGUCUGGAGGCCGCGGAGCAGGCCUUGGGCGCGGUCAUCGGGGAUGACGAGGUGGCCCAUAGGCCGCAGGCGAUGCUCCCCGCGCUGCAGGCCACGCUGGGCGGGUGGACCCCAUCCUGGCUCGAGCGCCUGCGCCGCAACGUCGCCCUCCAUGCCGAGGCGCAGGGCAUGGACAUCGUGGCGGCCAGCGCGGCGGAACUACGUUCUGCGCAGCGGGGACCCCGGCUGGAGCGGCGCGCGGCGGCCGAUGGCGCGCUGAGGGCGGAUGCGCCUCCCUUCGUCCCCCUCGGCCCCAUCGGCGCUGGCGCGCCUGGCGGCGGCGUGCCCCACACGCCGCACGACGCCAACCAGCUGCUGGCGGACCUCAUCGCCUACGCCGCCCCCAUGCAGGAGGCGCUUCUCGGCGAGGGUUGCCAGCACGCGCAGACCGACGGCAUCGACACGGAGCUGGAGGCCGCCUACGGCGGGAGCGGCGGGCCGCAGCUCGGUGGCCCCCAGGGCGCUGCGGCCGCCCGCGCCCGCGACCUAGCCGAGCUCCACGACGCCUUCGUGGAGGAGGUCUUCGUGUCGGCGAACGAGGCCUUCGGCGUCCAGGACGACCUGAACCAGCUGAUGGCUGAUCUGGCGGCGGAGCUCGGCGGCGAGGCCGACUCCAGGUACGCCGCCGCGGCGGAGCCCGGCUCUGGGACAGGUGGAUUCAGCCCACCGAAGUCGCAGUCCCAGGGUCGCGGCGAGUUCGAGAAGCCGCACGACGCGGAGGUGAACGCUGCUGGCAUCGCGGAGCUCGACGCGCUGUAUGCCGCUGCUGGGGGCACGGCGCUGGUGCACGGCAGCGGCGCGCGGGCCCGCGGCGGGGUCGCCCAGGAGGCCACCCUGAGCGGCGGCACUGCAGGCACCUCGGAGCCCAUCGGGCUGUCCGAGGGUGCUGGUGGCGAGGUGCUGCCGCAGGCGCCCGAGGGCACGAACAGCAGUGUGGUUGCUGCAGAGGCCGUGGCUGAGCAGGGCGCCUGCGCGGACCUCUCGGCGGAUGACCAGCGGGAGCGCCACUCGGAGCCGAGCCCGACCGCGCCCGAGAAGGCCUCGGGCCAUGGCGGUCGGCAUCGGGCGAGCUCCGAGCGUUCGGCGGCCCAGCGUGCUGCGGGACGGCAGUGGGCUAAGUGGUCCGCCGACAACGCCGUGCGGCGGCUGACGGGCGAGUUGGGGAGGACUCGGGCCCGUCUGGAGGCCGCGGAGCAGGCCUUGGGCGCUGUCAUCGGGGAUGACGAGGUGGCCCAUAGGCUGCAGGCGAUGCUCCCCGCGCUGCAGGCCACGCUGGGAGGGUGGGCCCCAUCCUGGCUCGAGCGCCUGCGCCGCAACGUCGCCCUCCAUGCCGAGGCGCAGGGCGUGGACAUCGCGGCGGCCAGCGCGGCGGAGCUACGUUCUGCGCAGCGGGGGCCCCGGCUGGAGCGGCGCGCGGCGGCCGAUGGCGCGCUGAGGGCGGAUGCGCCUCCCUUCGUCCCCCUCGGCCCCAUCGGCGCUGGCGCGCCCGGCGGCGGCGUGCCCCACGCGCCGCGCGACGCCAGCCAGCUGCUGGCGGACCUCAUCGCCUACGCCGCCCCCAUGCAGGAGGCGCUUCUCGGCGAGGGUUGCCAGCGCGCGCAGACCGACGGCGUCGACGCGGAGCUGGAGGCCGCCGACGGCGGGAGCGGCGGGCCGCAGCUCGGUGGCCCCCAGGGCGCUGCGGCCGCCCGCGCCCGCGACCUAGCCGAGCUCCACGGCGCCUUCGUGGAGGAGGUCUUCGUGUCGGCGAACGAGGCCUUCGGCGUCCAGGACGACCUGAACCAGCUGAUGGCUGAUCUGGCGGCGGAGCUCGGCGGCGAGGCCGACUCCAGGUACGCCGCCGCGGCGGAGCCCGGCCCUGGGACAGGUGGAUUCAGCCCACCGAAGACGCAGUCCCAGGGUCGCGGCGAGUUCGUGAAGCCGCACGACGCGGAGGAGGGCCGCCUGACGGCGGCGCUGCAGGCAAAGGGCCACGGCCAAUGGUGUCCGAAGGGCUGCUGGGGUCGAGGUGCUGCCGCAGGCGUCCGAGGGGCACGAACAGCAGUUGUGGUUGCUGAUGCGGCCGUGGCCGGCAGGAACGCCGAGCCGGGACCUCGCCAGGCGGGUGACCUGCGGGAGCGCCACUCGGAGCUGAGCCCGACCGCGCCCGCGAAGGCCUCGGGCCAAUGGCGGUCGGCAUCGGACGAGCUCCGAGGCGCGACGUCAGCCCUCCUAAUGGACCUGGAGGCGCAGCUGGCGGCCGUGUGGGAGCCCUCGGACAAGCGGCGGGCGCCGCUGGGCGACGGCUCACCGGCGGCCGCCCAGCCGCCGCAGGGCCCGAGGCACCAGCAGGGGCGCUGCGGCUCCUGGUGCGCCAAGUACUGGCCCAGGUUCGAGCAGCCCAAGAAGCAGCUCCGCAUGCAGACCGCGGUGGAGCUGCUGUGGCGCCUGAAGGACUGGUCUCGAAGGAUGUUCUCGAAGAUUCCGAGUGACAAUUUCGAGCUGCUUGGGCUCCCAGCCAAUAUGAGCGUCGCGCAGCAGGAUCACCGUCAAAAGGAGGGUGGCGACAGCGUGAGCUCCGAAGAGAUGAAGCCGGUCAACGAGAUCUUCCUAUCCAGACGCCAAGUAUUGGAAGAGGAUCGACAGUGGCGACUUUACGAAAGGCGCGGGGGCCGACCUGCUGGAGACCAUCGUCCGCGCGCGCUCGGAGGCGGGCGCCCAGCUGUGCGACCUGCGGUGCCUCAGGCAGCGGCUGCUCCUCCGCCAGGUGAACGACGAAGAGGCCACGAGGCUGACGCUGCUCACCGGGUACGACGGCGCG
Molecule: messenger RNA, 2971 nt
Organism: Prorocentrum cordatum
Lineage: Eukaryota; Dinophyceae; Prorocentrales; Prorocentraceae
Source: the annotation of a GenBank genome assembly